AAUUGUCGUUUGAAGUAAACAGUAUGGAUAUUUGCCAAUUGGAUAAUUUAUAAAAUAUGGUUAAAUUAUUAUAAUUAAAGAGUGUUUUAUCAGUGUUUAUAAUAAACGCCGUUAAAAUGUGGCCCAUGCUUCUAAACAUGACGCGCGACGAAUGUCGCCGUACGCUUCGUAGACUCGAAUUGGAAGCCUACUCGAAUAUGAUCAGUGUGCUUAGAGCACAAGGGCCAUUGGAAGAGAAAAGAAAAAAGUUGCUUGAGGAAUUGCGCGCUGUUUUACACAUAAGCCAUGAUCGGCAUAGUGCCGAGGCGCGCCGCGUAUCCAAUGAUGAAUUAUUAGCUACAAUAGCAGACCAAUUGGCAGGUCCCAAUACAGGUUUAGCAUGGAUAUGCGAAGGCCGCCGGCGGGUGCCGCUGCUACCACGCGGAAUCCCGCAAACAAUGUACACAGAAAUAGCAGACAAAGCUGCAGAAAUCAAUAUAGCCAAAAACAAAGAACUUCAGAAAAAUCUGGAAGCUGAGAAACUUAUAGCCCCAAAGUCCAAUGAGGAUGAGUUACAAGAUGCAGAAGGUGAAACUGCUGAGAGUGCUCUCCAGUCAAAUGACAAUAUGGAUGAAAUUAUAUUCCCCCCUAUUGCAAUGGAGGACCAAACUACCAAAAUAUGGGAAACAGAACUUUCCAGUCGUAAAAGAAAAAAUGCUGAAGGUAGUGCAAUUCCAGAUGAUGGCACCACACCAGUUAAAAACAUGAGAAAUAUACCGGCAAAUACCAAUCAGAAACAUUUGAAUUUAUCACAAAUAUAUUCUAAAUUCUCCCAACCUCCAACAAGUAAACCAUCAGGCCAGUCAAAACAUUCAUAUAAUCAAGUAAGCAAAGUAUCCACAAGUAAAACUAGCCAGGUCCACACACCACGGGGUCCACAAAUUAAAAAUAGAUCACACAACAAAUCUUCCAAAAAUGCUUCACACAAAGCACAAACGAAAAAACAAGAGCUACCAAUGUCACCCAGUAAACAGUACAAUCCCACAUCACUACAAGUUGAAUAUUCUGGUCCACCAAACACAUUCCAGGCCAGUUACGCGCAAUCCAUUUUAGGUAACAAAAACAAACCUGACUACUUGAACGAAAUAAAACCGAAAGUUUUGUCAUCACCAGGCAUGGUAACUGACUCGCCCACCAUGCAACUUCUAACGCAGCCGGCGACCGUGCCUCAUGAGCUGGCCGUGCCGGAGAAUGCUCACCCCGACGAUCCCAGCACACUCCAGGCGCAAGGUACACCACCCGUUAAAACAAUGACUAACAAACCCUGCCACCUUAUAAUAAAGAAACGUGGAGAAGUAACUGCUGAUAAAAAAGUACAAAUGUCAGAGCUAAAGAUACUGCAAAAACCAGCAGAAGGAAUGAAGUUGCUAUCAAAUAGGCAAUUGGUUGUAGCGCCAAGUUCUGCACAGAAAGCUUUGUCUACAGCAGGUAAACUAGUUACUACCAAAGUUAUCGGCUCGAUACCCAAAAGUCGCACUUCAACUCCGUCAACCCCGUCAGUUUUCACUGAUAAAAUGAUCGUAGUGUCUAAGUCUUCGCCUGAAACAAAAAUGACUAGUUCUAAAAUAAUACUAACAUCCGGGGUUAGCACACCAGCGAAAGAUGGUACACCAAGCAGCAAUAUGUCACCUAAAAUUACAGAGACUCUAACACCGAAAGGUAUACCUGCAACUGAUUUGAAAGUCUCUGCAAAAACUGUUGUAUUAAAUCCAAGGUCAGGUCAAAAAAUGCUCGUGUUGCCAGCCAAAGCUCGAACGAAACCUGGACCAGACGGUCAAAUGCCAUUAUUGCAGUUUAAAAAUAUCUCUACUGCUAUGAAAUUAGUUCCUGUUAGUUCUCAAAGUAUUACCCAAGUUACAAAGUCGUCAUCAAUGACUGUUGUUUCGAAACCUACAGUUGUCAGUGCUAUGUCAUCAAGUACAAAGAUUCUUGGUGUGGAACCCAUAAAAACCGCCAAUUUGGCUGACAUAGUACCAGUAAAAGGCAUGACUCCAAUCACUACACCUAAACUCACCAACCCAAUAGUACGACCGACUAGCAGUAAAGGCUUAAUAGUAGUACAAAAAGGUGCUGCUAUCGGCAAAGCUUUAACAUUUACAAAAAAUGGUAACGAUAUGUCAAAAAUUAUCAUGGGAAAGAAUGUCAAUCAGUUGUUACAAGCAUCGAAAUCGGAACAAGCAGAGGCAGCUAAAUGUGCAGGAAAUGUAAUAGUUUUGGAACUUAACAAUGAACAAACAGGUCGAGCGACUACUAUGUCAGAAAUCCUAGACAGCAGAGGAUCUAAUGUAGCGCGGGUUCCCGACGAUAAAACUAUAACUCCAAUAACACAAGAUACACCAGUACUAUUUGACACCCAAUUAAAUGACGACACUUGCAAUCCUAGUAGUUUAGAUUCCACAACAGAAAGUAUAGGUGGCAUCGUGCCGAUCGAAGAAAGUGGUCUACCUCUUAUAGAAAAAGAUGAAGAGGCUAAAGCAAGUUUUACUAAAGACUCCGAAGGUGGUAAAGACUCGUCUAGUGUCACUGACUGGGAGAUGGAAUUAGACACUGUUUCAAGGAAAGGGAAAGAUGAUGAUGAUAAAUUAAAUUCAUUGCAUUUAGAUCUGGGUAUGUCUAGUGAUAGUGAAAAUGAUUUUAUGGUGGAUAGUCAUAAGCAGAAAAGCAAGCACUCAGUACAAGAUAGCAUGCAACGUGGAACUCCUAGUGGUGAGAGCAGUGAAAUGUAUAGUAGUACUAGUGGAUUAUCUCUCGCCACGCGGACUUUAUUGAGUCAACUACAAGAUGAUGGCUCCUCCAGUAACGAUUCGUCUUUCGCGCUAAAGUCAAAGUCGAUCGAGAAAAUAAAAGAAAUUGACUCGAAAAUAGAUAAAUCCGAAUCGGAUGCUUUGACGAAAGCAAAAGAGAAGCUAUCAGAAAAAGUUGCUGAGGCAAAGUCACAGCAGAAAAGGAUAGACGUCUACAGUACGGCAAUCAGUUCGUCUGACAUCAAUUUAGAGUCGUUUUCGUAUCUAGACGAAGGUAUGAUGGUGGGUGACGAUGUGUUUGCUAGUGAGGAGUCAAAGGCGCGAGAGUCGCGACGCAAUGACAACAUUGAUGAUCAACUUAGUAGGUUACUUGGGGAAGACUCCGCUAACUCCACAGAUUCACAAACUGUAAGUGAAAGUUUGCCUUUAAGUAAAUGAGCAAUAAAGUAGUUUUAAUAUGAGAAUGGUAAAAUGUUUCUUUAAAAUGUAAUACCACUUAAUCCAACAUGAAUCUAAUCUGAAGUGUAUAAAGUGAAGAACGACGGUAAUCUCAAUUAUUUUAUUUUUUUGUUUAUAAUCGCGCGAAGACAGACAGAUAUGUUUGUACUCUACAAUAUCUUUAGUUUUUGUAAAGUAGAGGCUCUUAAGAAAUUUAAUGUGUACUACUAGAAAUGUGUGUAUGUACACAUGAACAAAUAGUUGUCUCUGUAUCAGUAGUAUAAACGCUGUAUAAAAUGUCCAGUUAUGUAAAGGCAUAUAUCAAUAUUUUUCAAACUUAAACUUAUUACGAUAAAUAGAUUAAGAUAAAUAUAUCCAAUCUUGAGGUAAUCUUCUUUUCCAAUAGUUCUGCCUUGAGAUGCGGUACCUAGGUACUGCAUCUGCAAAAACUUUGCUAAUAUUUACAAGAGGAUCAAUUACAUAAUUAAUGUAACUGAUUCAGUUAUAAAUUGUUGAUUUUAGCAAAGCGUCUGUAAUGUUUAGAUAAUAUAAUACAUUUUUUAAUAUCUAACGUCAAUUGCGGGAUGUCUGAUGUCACUACAUUAUAUGAUAAUAUAAAAAAAUCUAAUGCGAUAUGAUGACGUCUCACUAUGCGCAAUAACUCUUCUUACUUUACUGCAUAUUAUCUGAACAAAAUAAUAUCGAUGGGAAGUACAUUUCCCAGGCUUCUAUCGAUUCGUUCGUUCGUUUGCGGGCCAACUAGUACAUAUAUUAUAUUACAUACUAGUUGGCCCGUGCAACUUCGUCAGUGUUAAAUUUUUCCCCCGUCUUUCCAACAUUUUUCAUUACCGCUCCACUCCUAUUGGUUGUAGUUCUGGAUUAAUGGACUAUCCUAUACUAAAUAAAUUGUCAAAAUCGUAUCAGUAAGACCAGAGAUUACUCCGAAGAUCCAAACUCACAAACUUUACCUUUUUAUAAUAUUAGUAUUGUUAAGUUACGUAUGCAAACGACAUGCAUCUUCCAAAUUUCCAAUUCCAUUACAAUUGUCGAGACUAAUGCAACCAUACCGACUGAGAAGUACUUAUAUAAAUAGAUUGACCUUAUAUUUAUAGAUAUAAUCUAGAAACGUAAACUAAAUAAUAGUAAAUAAAUCUAUAAAUUUUACAUUGUCAGAAUUCAUUAGUAUCUAGUAAUUUAUAAAUAACAUCACUUAAGAAUUUAUAAAGGAAUAUAUUUUAUUAAAUUGUUAUAUAGCUCUUCAAUUCUUAUUGCAAUAAUUUACAAAUAUAUUUAGAUAAAGGUGUAAGUAUAUUGAAUUAUUUGACGUAAAAUCUAAAGUUAAUGAUGUCCGUGUUCGUGUUAUGUACGCGUGGAAGAGUUAAUAUAAAACGACAUUAUUAUAAAUAUACCUAUGUUAGAUUUCUGUUUUGUUAUCCAGUAAGUGAGAAGUAA
Achroia grisella is the source of this 4673-nucleotide messenger RNA. RefSeq names its product BRCA2-interacting transcriptional repressor EMSY. The record is from RefSeq and is a predicted model, not a curated record. Gene Ontology annotation, biological process: regulation of DNA-templated transcription. NCBI's taxonomy places the organism in Eukaryota, Metazoa, Arthropoda, Insecta, Lepidoptera, Pyralidae. Gene Ontology annotation, cellular component: nucleoplasm. The coding region runs from base 117 to 3221 and encodes 1034 amino acids. The transcript is spliced from 6 exons.